UAGGGUUAGGAAUCCCCAAUCCCAAUCCAUCCCCUUGCGGCGCGGCGUGCCCCUCUCCUCCGGAUCCGCGCACCGUUCGUGGCUCUGAUGGGAUGUGACUGCAGCAGGAGCAGGUAUACGGUACCUCUCCCCCUCUUGCCUCUGGAGUACGUAAUCUUUUUUACAGCAGAUUUCUACGUUACGGAGUGGAUUUGCGGCUCGAUUUGGUAGGUUGGGCGGCUUGCUUUUUGGGCGAGAUUUCUCGCAACCGCACGAGAGAGAAGAUGUUUUGUUUCCAGCAGGUCCUCUGCUGCGUCUGACACAACGAAAAGUAGAUGGGAAAUGCAGUCGGGCUGGCACGCCAUGACUGAACAUACUGCUAGUUGUUUUCUUUAAAGGAGAAAUACGGAUAUGUCUGAACCGAUUCAUCCACGAGACAUGGCAUGAUUCUUGUAGGCUAACCAUCGUUGCUGCCCUCGACAAUGGAUUACCCAAUCCACCAAGCGAGCAACACAAGAUAGUAUUUGGUUUGUGGGAAGAGAUGGGACGGAGCGGAUCCAUUCUGUUUUUGAGUUGUUUGGAUGGAGAGUAGUGAGAUGGAAUGAUUCGGAAUCAGAGAAUAUUCUUCAAAGAUUUAGGAUGGAGCCGUUCCAAAAAAAUAGUGGAACACAUACAUCCUACUUCGAACGUGACACUGACGGUGGGCUUGAGGUACUAAAAUAGACUUGUUUCAUCCCACCUAUCAAACAAGCAUCUAUAUAUGAAUAGAAUCAUCCCAUCUUGAAAUAUAUGAAUAAAAUUAUCCUAUUUCACCUCGCUCUCCAACCAAACACUACCUUACAUCCCCUGUAGAUAAUGCUCGGCACAAAAUCAUCCAAGUGCUAGUCUAGUUUAAACCAGUUGAUGACACACUUUAGCACCUGCUUAUUUAUUACAGCAUCUCCAGCAGGGUUGCUGUCCGACUCGCUAUAGGCAAAUUUAGACAUCGAGCACAAAACGUAGCUCCAGUAGAGCAGUCAUACCCUCGCCAUCACUGUAGCCUCACCAUCCAGCUCCUUCGGCUCGCCAAGUUUAGCUACCCAAUAUAGCCUCGACAUCCGCAAAUCGUUCCCGCCCCCGUGCACCGUUCCGGUGCACAGCUGUCUACAUUCCCGUGCAUGGUAACAGCUUAAAGAGAGAUAAAAAGUAAUUGAAGUUAGGAAUAUGAUAACUAUUAGAGACAAAAAAAAAUAUAAAGUACUCUAAUAGUAUUAGAUGAUGCUAUAAUAAUAAUAAUAUUAUAAGUAUAAAUUUUUAAAAUAUAUAAUGAAAAAGGCCUUAGCAAGCAUUAUACGCAGCCUAGGGUAUUUCGCCCCCUCCCUUUUCCCCCUCGAGCACUCCCGAGCGCGCCGCCACUUCCCCCUCGAGCACUCCCGAGCCAUGUCUCAGCUUCUACGUCGCUUGGGUCGCCAUCUCCCAUGGGUGAUGGCCGCGGCUCCACACCGCCGCCCCUGGGAAGCCCCCUCUGCCUGUGUCUGCCCGCGGCCACAGGUUGUAUCUGGCCUUCACUCACUGUCGGGAGAGUUCAACAAGUUUCACGCAGGCCAACCCCUCCGUUCUGCCCUAACGUUACCAGCUUUCCGAUAUAACUCUACGCAGUUCAUCGCGUCUCGAGCUUACUCAUCUUCUUCGGAGGAGGAGUACCUUCGCCUGGUGAAGGGGUUGCAUCAGGAGUUGGUGAAGCUUAACGAUGAUGUAAGUGUUAUGCAAAAUGUGGUUCUGAUGUUUUUUGGGAUCUUGCUUGCUGCCACUGUGGCCCUGCCAGUGGAGAUCAGCAUGGCAGACGCCAAAAACACCUCUAUGGCCACUGACUUCAAGCAAGGAAUGGUCAAACUAGACGCUCUGCAGAAAGAAAUCACUAAACUGAUGGACCUGAAGGACACACCGGGACCAGCUGAUGCCUCGGGGACACCGUCGGCUGCUGAGCCUACCCCCAGUGCUGAGCCUACCCCCAGUGCUGAGCCUACCUCGUCGGCUACUACUUCAUCUGGCUCGUCUUGAUUCUCUUGCUGUGUUUGUCUAGCAUAUUAGGAUUACCAUGUUACCGCCACAAUGUUAUUACCUUGUCAUCCUGGAAUGGUUGGCUCCGAUAUGUUGAUACGGUGUAUGAUGGUA
Molecule: messenger RNA, 2133 nt
Organism: Phragmites australis (common reed)
Lineage: Eukaryota; Viridiplantae; Streptophyta; Magnoliopsida; Poales; Poaceae
Exons: 6
Coding region: 1285-2019 (244 amino acids)
Source: RefSeq, a predicted model, not a curated record